CAUAGUUUAUAAUAAUUAACAGGACUAUAAAUGAUAAAGCACAAGCCUAAUAUUGUGAGACGUCACCACCAUAUUAAUGGGCAACAAAGGGCCUGAGCUACAUCAGGGCUAGACAAAAGUUCACUGAGGAAUAAGUCACGGAAGGUUAAGAAUAACAUUAAGAAAAAUAAAUCUGUCGGAUGAAAAAUAAGUGCUACGAAUAGUAAAUAUUGCUUUGUGGGAGCUGAAAUUGAGGAAAUGUUCUGAUCUGUUAAUCCAGGGUUGAAAAUUGCAACCCUGGGUAAGGGCAAAAAGGAGAGAUUGAAUAGAAAGGGUAGGAGAAAGAGACAAUUUGGCUCCUUACCCAAAAAUUUGUCUUCGAGUAGUUUAAAGCCCACAAUGACUUUUGAUCAUCUAAAAACUCCCAAAUCUUCUCAAAACAUUGACAAAUACUUCCAAAGUCCCUCAACUACCUUCUCAAACCCCAAAACCCUCUCUAAAAGUUUUAAAAAGUCUAAAAAACGUCUUAAUUUACUUUCAAUUCCCCACUCAAAAUUGCCUAAAAUCUCUCAAACUCCAAGAAACUCCUCUCUCGAGUCUAUCACCAGACAAACUGAGGUAGAAAACCUCAAAAUAACAGAACUGCUCAAGCCAAGCUUCCAUAUUCCUCCCCAACGAGUCGGCACCUUUGACGUGCUUGACCAAAGAAUCGAGAACACCAAAACACAGAUCUUAAACAUGAAGCAGCAGAUUUCUAGAAUCUGAGAGACCCCGAAAUAAUCCGCAGGAAGAAGUCCAGAGAUAUAAGUACGAAGUUAAAGAGGUCAAGCCCAAAGAAACAGUAGAGGAGCCUGAAUCUGAAAUUGAAAUCAAUUCUGAUAAUGAGUUUGAUAUUAACCUCAAGAGCCAAUUAAAGCUUGGAGUUGUCCAGAAGAUUAUCAAUUAUCGCUGAAAUGAGAUUAUUGAUAAUAAUAUAACCAAAGAGCGCUUUUUGGAACGAAUAGAGGUGCUAAGGACGAAAAGAGAUUUACAGACGAGAUUCACUACCAAUCAAAAUAUUGAUAGUAUUCGUAAUGCUGAUGAUAUCCACAAGCAGAUCAUUAAAAGCAAACCAAAGUACAUGACUGAUUAUGAAUAUCGAAAAAUGCUCAUAAAUUCUCGUAAGAAUAUCGAAGUUAGCAGCUCUUACAAGCGGGCUAAAUUCCUCGUAGGAAAGCAAGAAUACCUCCAAGAUUUCAGAGAGAAAUAAGAAGAAGGAAAGGAUUCAUUUUAAAAUAAAGUCCAAGGCUAUCCAGACCUGGGCCAAGCUCAUACUGCUUGUGAAGUUGUUCAGGGACACUAAGUUCUACAUCCAGAGGCGGAACCAAGAAAAACAUGAAGCAAUAGCAAAGUUCAACAGUAUCUCAAUUAUCGAGAAAGUUCUGGGAAAAUUCUUAAAAUAAAUACAAAGAUUCCCGCACUAGAAGGUGUACUAAUAAAAUCCGUUUCUUCUCAGCAUUCCAGUGAGCCAUCCUGAAGGACCAUACAGAUAUAAAAUCGAGAGAUAUCAUUCUAGAUUUCUUGGAGGAUCGUAAAUCUAAAUGCAUGAUGAUCGGCUGAUUCAAAUCAGUCAAGCAAAAGAUCAUCAUCAUAAAAGCUACGCUUAAGUCGAAAGGUGUAGAGAAAGAAGCCAGGGAAAAGCUGUUUAUAGAUUAUUGGAAUAAUGGAAUCCCACAAUGAGAUGAAGCACUCGGUGACGAGGUUAAUGGCAAGGCAAAUGACAGAACCUUCGAAAAAUAAGCAGAUAAUAUCCCCACAAGAUUGUUAACAACUAAGUAGAUCAAGAAUGAGGCUGAUCUUAGUUAUUUAAACAGUUCAUAACAAUUGUAGCCAACACAUUUCGUGUUUAAUCCAUGACGUAUCGCACUAGCAAGCUCUCUAAC
Molecule: messenger RNA, 1901 nt
Organism: Moneuplotes crassus
Lineage: Eukaryota; Ciliophora; Spirotrichea; Euplotida; Euplotidae
Source: the annotation of a GenBank genome assembly